Molecule: messenger RNA, 1558 nt
Organism: Punica granatum (pomegranate)
Lineage: Eukaryota; Viridiplantae; Streptophyta; Magnoliopsida; Myrtales; Lythraceae
Source: RefSeq, a predicted model, not a curated record
GAAAAAAGAAAAGCUUCGUCCUCUCCAUUGUUUCCAUUUCUCUCUCUCUGUGACGGGGAACUUGCAGAAGGCAACUUUUAAACCUGGAAAGGUCCGUUCUUCACAAGUGGGGCCCACCGUACGGGCAGCUGAAGCUCGGGAGCCGUCGAUCAAUGCCUCGGGCAUGAUGGGUUUCCUGUCCAGGCUCAAAGCGUGCCUUAGCAAGCUCAGGUCCGGGGGCUUGGCCUCCGCCGUCGACGGGGCCCACGAGGACGACUCCUCCGGCCUCUUCUUCGAGCUCCGGUCGCUUCAGAUCGCCACGAACUUCUUCUCAGAGCUUAAUCAGCUGGGUCACGGCGGCUUCGGCCCCGUUUACAAGGGGUUGAUGCCAAACGGUCAAGAAAUAGCUGUAAAGAAGCUUUCACUUACUUCCAGACAGGGAAUGAGAGAGUUCACGAAUGAGGUGAAAUUGCUGUUGAAAAUCCAACACAAGAAUCUCGUCAUGUUACUUGGUUGUUGCGUGGAAGACCCGGAGAAGAUGCUUGUUUACGAGUACCUGCCGAACAAGAGCCUUGACACUUUCCUUUUCAGCAAGAAUAGGCCCGCCACACUUGAUUGGACGACCCGAUUUCACAUAAUUACAGGUGUUGUGAGGGGUCUUCUGUACUUACAUGAAGAAGCCCCUGAAAGGAUCAUCCACAGGGACAUUAAGGCAAGCAACAUAUUGCUGGAUGAGCAUUUAAAUCCAAAGAUAUCUGAUUUUGGCUUAGCAAGGCUUUUUCCUGGCGACGACACCCAUCUGAAUACCUUUAGGAUAUCGGGUACCCAUGGCUACAUGGCUCCUGAGUAUGCAAUGCGUGGAUACUUAUCGGUGAAGACUGAUGUUUUCAGUUUCGGGAUUGUGGUUUUAGAGAUUGUAGGCGGGAGAAAGAAUCACAACAUUCAAUUAGGUAGUGAAAAGGCCGACCUCCUGGGUUACGCAUGGAAGCUCUAUCAAGAAGGGAGGCAACUAGAACUAGUAGACCCAAGUCUUCCAAAGUACAACCGCGAUGAAGCAGCGAUGUGCAUUCAGUUAGGUUUGUUAUGCUGCCAGGCAAGUUAUUCGGAGAGGCCUGAUAUGAACUCGGUACACCUCAUGCUCUCGAGCGACUCGUUUAAUUUGCCAAGGCCCAGUAGGCCUGGAAUUCAAGGCCGGGUGGGCCACUGGACGACUACCACGAACUCUGUCCUCACGAACACAAACACAAACACGAAUGCUACUAGUACUAAUACUGGGGUUACGAAGGCCUCCACGGGAAGCAGUUUUGUUGAGGAGUAUUCAAGGAAUUCAAUCUCAGUUUCUUCUAUCGACGAAGGUAGAUGACUUACGAAACUAAUAGUGUUGUGUAUAGUGUAAAGUGUUUUCACUAUUGAAAAAUUCAUUCUUUGAGGCUUCUUUAUAGGAGACGGCUAUUGUUUGGUUUUGUUUAUGAUCAUUGUAUCUAUUACUAUGUCUCUAGAGAACACAAAAUCAUUAAUGUGACUAGUAGAAGAAAACUUGUGUAACUAGCUAAUGAAAUGAAACUAUAUUUUUCAUCAA